UCUUUUUUUCUACAUUUAUUUCAAUCUUGCUUUCUGUUUUUACAGAAGGGUAUGAAUACUGCAGACAAUUCUAGCCAGCCUCCAUAUCAACGCUGUUUGAUUACCGUCCUCCCUCAAGAACUUCAACUUCCAGCGAGAGACUUUGCCAAUCAUGUUGUCAUUCCCGUAAACGUCGUGUUGAUCACUGUGGCAACCCUUUGUAAUGGGUUUGUUGUCAUCACCGUUGCAAGAACCAAGUCUUUACAACGACCUUCGCUGCUGAUGCUGUGUAGUUUAGCAUUAACAGAUCUACUCUAUUCGUUUUAUUUCCUUUCAAGAUGUCUUGCGUUUUUGGCGGACGAGUUUUUUUGUCCAAAACUUCCAAGUGUUGAAACAAGCACGUUUUCCGCCCUCUGUCUCACAGCAACCCUUGGAACUUUGGCAGUCAUCAGCCAAGAUCGUUAUUUGGCAUUGAAUAAACCCUACUGGUAUCGCAAUCACGUGACCACCUCACGUGCAUUUUACUUGAUAUGUGGAACUUGGUUGGCUAGCGCCACUAUUUCAAUUUUGAUAUACUUCUCGAGAAAGUUUGUUCUCCCGAUUGCUAUUGCGCAAAUCUUUUUUCUUUUGUUUUGUGUUGUUUGUGUCUUAAUGAUUAUCUUUUCAUAUCUCGGCGUGUUUUGCAAAAGAAAAGCACCUGGGAAUGUAAUUCUUAUCCCCGCCAUAUUGAAAAGAGAAAAACAAAUGGCUAACACCGUUGCCGUUAUUCUUUUCCUGUUUUUAGUAACCUUUAUUCCUGGUACACUUCUAGCAUUAGUUCAUGCUUUUGCCCAAAAUGUAAAUGUGCAGGCUACUUUCCCUUUUUCUGGCUUUUUUCUGUUACUCAAUUCGCUUUUAAAUCCUUUACUGAACUUCGGACGGAGCAAAGAAAUGCGACGAGCACUCAGGAAUUUGUUAAGACGCCACCAAGAAGUACAGCCAUUAGCAAGGCCAAGUUUUCACACGGCGAGAGCAGAAAGAGAUGGCCUAUAAAAAAAACACGACAACAACAACUACUACAACAGCGACAGCAACAACAGCUGAAAAAACAACUAACAGUAACAUAG
Messenger RNA from Porites lobata, 1085 nucleotides. The record is from the annotation of a GenBank genome assembly. Lineage: Eukaryota; Metazoa; Cnidaria; Anthozoa; Scleractinia; Poritidae.